GCAGACAUUUUCCUUUACGCUUGUAAUUUCCUCAGCUGCAAAGUACUCAUGGCAGAUGGGAUAACUAGUCAUGUUAACCACUUCCUUCACUCUUCAGACUCCUAAACAUCUUCGGCCUCCAACUUCCUGUAAGAGUGCAUCUAGAAUUAGCCAAAGAAUGACGAUCCCUGAUUUGUUUCUGGCUUCGGUGGCAAAAGGCAACGAGGCCCACGCACUCCAAAGGCCGAAGAACCGGAGGGAAAUGGCAAUAGACAUUCAUUUUGUAAACAUACGUGGAAACGGUGUAAGGUGCAGAGCAGAUUCGGAAGGAGCAACAACGGACAGCUUAGGUCGACUUCGUGUCUUUCACCAAGUAGAAAGUCGUCUGCGAAUCCUGCCCAAGGAAACUUAAAGGCUAAGCAGUGGUUUUGGACAAACAAUCUUGUAUGAAUUGGGAAGGUUGGCUCAUCAAUAAACAUGAU
Molecule: messenger RNA, 461 nt
Organism: Penaeus vannamei (Pacific white shrimp)
Lineage: Eukaryota; Metazoa; Arthropoda; Malacostraca; Decapoda; Penaeidae
Source: RefSeq, a predicted model, not a curated record